Saccostrea cuccullata (small rock oyster) is the source of this 5129-nucleotide messenger RNA. RefSeq names its product tubulin polyglutamylase TTLL5-like. Gene Ontology annotation, cellular component: cilium. Bases 181 to 4416 code for a protein of 1411 amino acids. NCBI's taxonomy places the organism in Eukaryota, Metazoa, Mollusca, Bivalvia, Ostreida, Ostreidae. The transcript has 35 exons. Gene Ontology annotation, molecular function: tubulin binding; tubulin-glutamic acid ligase activity. Gene Ontology annotation, biological process: protein polyglutamylation; microtubule cytoskeleton organization. The record is from RefSeq and is a predicted model, not a curated record.
UUAUUUCUAACUAACCCAUAGUUCCGUGUAGCCAUCGCGCCUGCUGGCCUUGUCUAAACCUGCAAAAUAAUAAAUUUUAAGGAUAUAUGAAGCUGAUAAAGGUUCGUUUGUGUUGAAGAUGAUGGGGUAAUCCUCCUGGAAAUAGGAUUAUUGUCUUGAGACAGUGAAAGUUGUGGAGGAAUGGCUACAAAACCAGGUGAUUCGGAUGCUGGGUCCAUGACUCCGUCGGAGCCGAGCGACGGGGAUGACCGCAGUGACCGGGACUCCGAUUAUGAGAGUGAUGAAGAGGAUGAAGAAGUGAUAUAUAGGCAAAGUGAGAAACUGAACAUACAAUGGACCGGAUAUGCCAGAAGAACACCUGUAAUACUGUUCUGUCCAGAUGCCAUGCUGGCUAAGAAGAGUCCCAAAAAGACAGUGGGAGAGAGAUAUCACAUGACCUACAAAUUUGGAAGCUCGGAAUGCAAGAUUGUUCGGAAUAUCUUCAACUUCCAUGGAUUCCACGAGGUACAUCCCAACAGUUCAGAUUAUAACAUCAUUUGGACGGGAGGUCAUCUUAAACCUUUCACUUUACGCAGUUUGACAGAGUUCCAGAAAGUCAAUCAUUUCCCCCGUUCCUACGAAAUCACGAGGAAAGACAGACUCUUUAAAAACAUCCAGAGAAUGCAACAAAUUAAGGGGUUUAAACACUUUGACAUCAUUCCCCAGAGCUUCAUCUUACCCAGUGAAUAUCAAGACUUUUGUGCGUCUUUUUUGAGGGAGAAGGGUCUGUGGAUUGUUAAGCCUGUGGCCUCGUCUCGCGGGAGGGGCGUGUUCCUGUGUAACCAUCCCGAUCAGGUGCCAUUAGAUGAGAACUUGAUUGUGUCUAAAUACGUAUCCAACCCAUUGUUGAUAGACAGUUUUAAGUUUGACAUCCGAUUGUAUGUGUGUGUUACGUCCUAUGACCCUCUUUGUAUCUACUUGUUUGAGGAAGGACUAACCAGGUUUGCUACUGUGAAAUAUGAGAAAAGCAAUCGACACAUCAGGAAUCAAUGUAUGCAUCUGACAAACUACAGUGUCAACAAGAAAAGUGACGACUACGUCAAGAACGAUGACCCUGAUGUAGAGGAUUAUGGGAAUAAAUGGUCACUGGGUGCAUUUUUACGCUACCUCAGGUCAAGGGGCAAGGACACAGCAGCGCUGAUGAUGAGGAUUGAGGACGUCAUCAUUAAGACCAUCGUCUCUGUGGAGGUCCCGGUAGCCACUGCCUGUAAAAUGUUUAUGCCUUUCAGAGGAAACUGUUUUGAAUUAUAUGGGUUUGAUAUUUUAGUGGAUGAUAACCUAAAACCGUGGGUGCUAGAAGUCAAUUUAUCCCCCUCCCUCGCAUGUGAUUCCCCUUUAGACAUGAAGAUAAAAACCAAUAUGAUGUGUGAUGUGUUCAGCCUUACAGGAGUUGUCUGUCAUGAUCCGAUGAUGAGAACUCUCCAACAGAGUCGACGUAAUCAAGAAGUCACUGCCAAAAUAGCCGCGCGUGCCAAGAAAGAGCGGACAAUUCAAGAAAAGAUUUCGUCUGCUCGAUAUAGGCCCUCCUCUGCCUCCUCACUGAAACAGAGACCCCAGUCUGCUGGAAGUUCAUCUGGAAGUCGACCAGGAAACCCCCAGCCCCGGGGCAUGGCUGGUCUGAACAGCGAGGAAAUCAAAAUCCUACGACGAAUCAAAGAGGAAGACCAGAGGAAGGGGGGCUGGGUCAGGAUAUUCCCCACCCCUGACUCCUGGGACCUGUACUCAUCGUUUCUUCAGUUUUCAACUACUCACAAUUUAAUGGUUCACAGUCGACUCUAUCCGGAAAGACAUAAAGGUGGAUCACAAGCUAAAAGUGCUGCCUCUACAUCUGUAGGUCAAAGGGCAAAAAUUAGUCCUACGUUCAGAACCAAGAGUGCAUAUGCAUCCAUUGGAGGAAAUUCUAAGUCGGAUCCAGAGUUUGCUGAAUGUUACGCCCAGGCCAUUAACAGAACCCGACAGUACGAGAGGAAGUUAGGAACAGCGAGACGGGGACGAAGGAAAAACAAACGCAAACCUAAAGUGAGACCUAAGCUUGUUCAGGGUGUGGUUGAGGACAAUGAGGAGGAUGAGGAGAAGGCUGAUGAAUCAGAGGAGGAGAAUGAGGAUGAGGACACGAAGGCAGACUCCAGAAGCUCCUCCCCCGCCGAGGAGGAGAAAAACAAAGUGGAGGUAGAGGUGGAUGUUGUGACGGAUGGGGACGAAGUCCCUGCGGAAAAACCACCCACUGCACAGACCGAUCUAAAGCCAUCAGCACAGGAUAAACCUCCAAAACCCCAGAGAGUUCAGGUCAAACUACCCCUCCAAAAACCCCAGGAAAAUCCCCCCGAGGAGAAGCCUGAAGUUCCCCCCAAACCCCCACCUCCCCCACCCGAACCUAAGUACAAUGUGGUGGAGCUCUUACAGAAGGGCAGAACGCUCAGUAAGUGUCAGGCUAGAGGUGCUUUUGCGAUGUAUUUAGUUCGGGUUCAGCAGCGCUUGAUAUCUGAAGUAGGCCCUUCUAAUCAGGAUGACUCGGAUGCUCUCAAUGAACAAAUGGAUUUGGUGCUGCGGUUCCUGAAGCGGGCGGCAGUCAAUCUUCAGCAGCCGUUUAAGGUGGUGGUACCGAGCAGGAAGCUCCCCCUGACUGAUCGACGGAGGAUACUGGCUAAACAACUCGGGGAUUUCGUCCAUAUCUACAAUAAAGAGACAGAGCAGGUGAACUUGAAGCGGCAGCAGGAGAGACAGCAGGGUAAGAUAGCCGAGCUCCACCCCACCACAGCAGAGGCCGAGUCCCAGGGACUGUGUGAACACAAGUUUGACAAAUUUGUCAAUAUUGCCAGUGAGGGAGAACUAGAGGAAGUACUAACAACCUAUACCAAGAUCAACAAGUCAGCAAGUAUAUUCCUAGGGGGCCACCCCAAGCAUAACACUGCUGAUGGUCAGUCCCGCCCCACGUCAACAUUCCAGCACUCCAGACCCCCCUCAGCGGGUCCUUCCCGCCCCUCUAAUGCCGCCCCCAGUCGACCCCCCAUCUCUAGGCAGAGCUCCAUACUACAGAACAGGCCAGGCUCUAGUAACCUGGGGAGGACCUCCAGCAUGUCUGGCUCAGAGACCAAUGUAGGCAAGAAAAAGGAGGUCGAGGGUACAAUAGAGGCCACGCCUAAAACUCUUAACGGCUGGGAGGACACGCCAAAGUUUGCUAGUGACAGCAAUGUAACCACCACCGCCACCACCACUAGAACCAUCUCACAGACCGGCGAGCCACCACACUCACGUGUUUACCACACACCCUCUCAAUCCUCAUACGCUAACGCUGUACAGGUAUACACACAGAAACUAACCUCCAACCGACCGCGAUCUGCCACCUCAGCUGGGAACAGGACAGGUGUGAUAGCCAAGUCUUUCAGUCGGCCAAUGUCAGCCAUGAAUCGUCCCUCCUCAGCUAAUCCUUAUGCCACUACUAAUCCAACAGUGGAUUCUUACAACGACCAGGCUAUACAUGAUGCUCUACAGAGGUUGGCACUCCGCCAGCAGGCUCUUCAGUACUCCGCCUAUAACGGGACCAGCAUGAUAAACGACGAGUCACGAAGCUCCUCCUCCCAGCGAGUGGGACAGGGUGACGUGCCGCAGUACGGCAGUACCACCUCCCUAGUAGAUACCACUUACACGGUCAGCAAACCCGGUAGUUAUGACAAAAUGGUUCCCCCAUCUUCCGCGUAUACCGGUGCUUCUGGGGACAGGGUGCAGACAAACACAGCAGUCUACCCAGAACAGACGAGAAGUGAUAACUAUUCCAGACCCCAGGACAGUGUCAAAUAUAACCCAUCUAAUGUGACCCCAGAGGACUUCAGAAACAGGCCACCCUCAGGUCAAGGUCGUAGAAGGGUGGAGGUCAAAUCAGCUUCAGGAUCAAGAAAACCUGUUCAAUCAAAUGUGAAUCUACGAAGUGCCAAUGCAACUUUUAAUAGUUUUAUAGAGGACUCAAAUGGAACGACCUGGCAAAAUGACCUUGCUCAUGCUUAUAACCAGGUCACGGGAGUGUUGCCUAGCAACUAUCACACAGCUUCUCAUUCUAGUAAACAGUUUCAGAUAAUGCAGCAGCAGGCUGCUCUAAAACAACAGAGUAAAGCAAUGCUGGAGCAGAGUAAAGCUAAGCACCAGGCCAUGAUAGCUCAGGCCCACGCCGUGCAGAAACAGAAACAGGAUCAGGAUAUUGAGAGUGCUCUACAGAUGUACGCCCCCAAACCCCCCGUACAACCCCCCCACUCACGCAAACUCCCCAGCUCCCACAGGGUCCAAAGGUCUGCAGUCCCUGAUGAAUCUUUAAAUUUCAAUUUCUACAACAGCUUGCAGUUUGAUCAACACACCGGGCGCACACGAUCAGCUCAAGGGUACUGAAACUUCAACCUCUGGAACAGAUGCUGGACCUGUACUUCCCUAAAAUUAAUGUUAAAUAAUUCACAUAGAAGCUCGGCGAUACAGUAUCCUCAAUACAACAGAGAUAAUGUUCCGUGUUAGGUUUGAGUGAUGUGUAAAAUCUCAGAUUUAAGUGUUAUAUAAAAUUUAUCUACAGGUUUUACUGUGUAACAUGUGUGAGUGAUGGAUGAAGAUUCAAUAUUUAUUAGCUCUUAAACUCAACUAGAUAAAAAGCCGUCCGUUUUCAAUUCUUUUUAUACAAGUAUCAAUUUUAUUUAUUGGAUGAUGCAGAAAUGUGGCUUUAUAAGACUAUGUAUGUGUUUGAGAAAGUGUAAUUUUAUAUUUUGAACUCCGUCCAUGUUAAAGCUACUGUUUUAUGUUCCUUUGUUUUGUAUGUAUUCAAGCUACAGUGUUACAGUAUGUUCACCUGUUUUGUAAGUUUAAGUCUACACGUACUAGGCUCUGUGACACAGAACAAUAUUUUCAGGUCAAACAAGUCCAGUUUUAUAAUGGGAGUCAUGCCAGAAAACACUGUCAAAUCCUUCAUGAGUUUUAUCAUGUUAAGUUUGAGUAAGGGACGUAAAAACAGUUUUAUCAUUCAUUUUAAUAAAAUGAAAUUUUACAAUCUAUUAUUGAUGUGUGUGAAGGUAUAUUUUGUUUGUUAUUAUCCUGUCCAGAAUGUUCAAUGUUAGAUA